UGAGGGCAGGGGUUCCCCACGCCGGUCCCUCCAGUCCAGCCUCUGGGGUUUUACCUUUUGGGGCUCGGGACCCCCCGGCUUUAGGGAGUUACUUUUUGGGGCUCCGCCCCCCACCCCCGGCUCUAUGGUGGGGCUGAUUAAUCCUCGUUUUCUCAAUUAAAUCCCCGUUAGAAGCGAGCAGUGGAUUCACGUUUUGAAAGGCAACCGGAUUUGUGGGGGUUCAUGCCUGUCUUUAUUUUGGGCUGCUCGGGGCAGGGUGACCCGGGGCAGGGUGACCCGGCACAGCCCCCGUGAUGUCCCCGUUCCUCCCCCCCGGCGCGUCCCAGCCAAAGUUCUGCCCCGUUUGUGCUGACUCGGCCCCGCCGUGCGGAAACGGCUCCCGCCCCACCUUCCCGUGCUGUCCCGGUCCCGCCCGGGCUCAUCCUGCCGCUGCCGGGCGUGCGGCAGUGCCGUGUGCCCCCCGUGUCCCCCCGUCCCUCUCCAGCAUGUGGCUGCUGCUCGUCCUGCUGCUGCCGCCCGCGGUCCUGCCCGCCCAGCCCUGCGAGCCCCCCCCGGGGCCGGCGGGGGCCGUGCGGGCGCUGAGUGCGCGGCUGCUGGGGCUGGCGGGGGACCCCACGCGGGACCCCGACCCUGCCGUGUACCUGGGGCUGCGCCUGGGCCGGGAGCACGACCUGCAGCAGGAACAGCGCUACCUGGAGAGGCUGCACCGCGCCUUCCAGCACCCCUACGGCAGGUGGGACAUGAGGGGGACACCGGCACCCCCACAGGGACACCGGGGCUCCCCACAGCGGCCGCAGACGGGGCGGCUGGCGCUGUACCUGCUGGGGCUGAGGGCCACCUGUCCCCCACCCAAACCCCACCGGGCGCUGGUGACGUGGCUCAAGUACUACCUGGAAGAGGACUGGAGGGGCUCCCAGCGGCACGGCCGCCCCCUCACCAGUCACUACCAGUACGGGCUGGGCGUGCUGGCGCUGUGUGUGCACCACAAGCGGGUGCGGGAGGAGGUGAUCCGCCGGCUCCUGGCGGCACAGCACCAUGGCCGGCUCGGGCACAGCGCCGUGGACACAGAGGCCGUGCUGGCACUGGCCCUCACCUGCCUGGAGCGCAGGAGGCUGGUGGGGGCCGGGCUGGCGGCCGAGCUCCGGGCCACCGUGCACAGGGUGAGCAGGAGCAUGGCCCAGGCUCAGGGACCCGACGGCAUCAUCGGCAACAUCUACAGCACCCCCUGGGCCCUGCAGGUGUUCCUGGCCACAGGCAUGUGCCACACGGAGCCAGCGUACAGCCGGGCCAUGGCUGCGCUGCUGGAGAACCUGGACGCCUUCGGCACAGCCGCCACCAUGGCCCAGGUGCUGCCGGUGCUGCACGGCCACUCCUACCUGGACAUCGCCUCCAUGAGCUGCCAGGAGGAGCUGGACACACUGACACCCCUCGACAUGGAGCCCCUGGCUGAGGUGCCGGGGAACAAGACGGUGCGGCUGGUGGUGGAGUGUGCCCAGCCCUGGUGUUUCGACCUGCAGCUCUAUGACCGGCAGGUGUCCACGCCCGCCGCCGCCUCUCUGCUGGAUGUGCUCUGGGCAGCCAGUGCACAGGAUCCCCACUUCACGUUUGACACCCAGGACACCUCCCAGGGCCCCUACCUGAACCAGGUGCUGGGGCUGGAGGCCCGGCAGGAGAAGCGGAACUACUGGCAGCUCCUGACAGCCCCCAGCACACCCCUGCUGACGAGUAUCGCCGACUACAUUCCCCGCGAUGGGGAGACCCUCAUCCUGCGCCUCAGCGAGUGGUAGAGGGUGGGAAGAGAUGGCAAUGAAACCUCCACUGUGGGCACAGGA
This is a messenger RNA of Myiozetetes cayanensis, 1832 nucleotides long. RefSeq names its product transcobalamin 2 (gene TCN2). Gene Ontology annotation, biological process: cobalamin transport. The record is from RefSeq and is a predicted model, not a curated record. NCBI's taxonomy places the organism in Eukaryota, Metazoa, Chordata, Aves, Passeriformes, Tyrannidae. The coding region runs from base 294 to 1787 and encodes 497 amino acids. The transcript has 9 exons. Gene Ontology annotation, molecular function: cobalamin binding.